GCGAUGGGUUCUCAGCACAGGUAUAUAAACAUCGGAGCCCAGCCAGCGCCGCCGUCAGUAGCGAGAUCCCUUGAACCAACUAACAUGAAGUUCUCAUGUAAAGUUUGUCUUCUCGGCUUCUGCGCCCUUGUAAUUAUAUGUGCGGUGGCGGAGGCUACUUCGCCUCCAGGACCUUUUAGGUGCCCAUGGCGUCCACCGUGCAAGAAGUGCCGUCCUCGUGUUUGCCCAGCUAUCGCUUGCCCGAAGUAUGAAGAUGUCUGCCCGCCAUGCAAGCCCCCGACUUGUCCUCCUUGCCCACCACCUCCACCUUGCAAUUGCCCUACUCCCGUAUGCCCUCCAUGUCCAUAUAGUAAGGGCAAGAAGUAAGAGAUAAGACCGGUGGGAGGGGGCAGAGGAGGUUUACUGCGAGCAUCAAGAGAAAGAGAAAGAUUGAAAACGCACAAGCUUGGGAAACUGCAGACGAAGCGUGUCUUCUCAAUGCAUGAAUUUCUUUUGUGGAAAUAAUUCCUUAUCCCCUUGCGAAUUGUUUCUCAUAACUCUAGAUUGAGGAUAAUGACCACAGUGUGAUGUCAUGGUAUAAGUUCUUCCAAUUUUCUGUAUAUUAUCCUCUAUCUGUGUUUCAAAUGCAUUGUGCAGAAGUAGAGAAAGAACAUAAGGUGUUCAUAUUCAAUAAGAACCGUAAGAACAAAAGGUUUAGUAAUCAGGCACUCGCACAACCAUUCAAUUCUAAACUGUUAGCGCGCUGGUUUGAUGUAAUUAAUCAAUAAACCAUAAUGAUUAU
Messenger RNA from Penaeus monodon (black tiger shrimp), 781 nucleotides. Its product is annotated as small proline-rich protein 2D-like. The record is from RefSeq and is a predicted model, not a curated record. The coding region runs from base 4 to 366 and encodes 120 amino acids. NCBI's taxonomy places the organism in Eukaryota, Metazoa, Arthropoda, Malacostraca, Decapoda, Penaeidae. The transcript has 2 exons.